AUGUACGUGGGUUAUCUUGUGGAUAAAGAGAGCAAUAUGUACCACCAAGGACCUAUGAGGCGCUCCAUUAAUCUUCCUCCGCAGAACUUUGCGCCCAGCGCGCAGUACUCCGACUUUACGGGGUAUCACCAUGUACCCAACAUGGAGAACCACACGCAGCCCACAGCGGCCUGGGGCUCUCAUUACGGCGCACCAAGGGAGGACUGGGGCGCCUACGGCCUGGGACCCCCUAAUAACGUACCUACAUCCAUGAACACCUCAUCACCCGGCCAGGUCCCGUACUGCUCCCCCGACUAUAACUCAAUGCACCCGGCCGGAUCAUCGGUUUUGCAGCAGCCACCAGAGAAUAUUAAUGUCGCACAACUGUCCCCAGAAAGAGAGGGACGCAGUUCGUAUCAGUGGAUGAACAAAACUGUCCAAUCGUCUUCUACCGGCAAAACGAGGACGAAGGAAAAAUACAGAGUCGUUUACACAGAUCAUCAGCGGCUGGAGCUAGAAAAGGAAUUUCAUUACAAUCGAUACAUCACGAUUAGGAGGAAGUCUGAGCUGGCCGUCAACCUGGGCCUUUCGGAGCGACAGGUGAAAAUCUGGUUUCAAAACCGCAGAGCGAAAGAAAGGAAGCUGAUCAAAAAGAAAAUGGGCCAGUGCGAUGGAAGCGGCGGCUCAGUUCACAGCGACCCCGGCUCCGUGAGCCCGCUGGCCGUGCCCGGCUCGCUGAGUCCGUCGGACAUCCACGGAUCCCUGUAUCCACCGCCGGGCAUGAACGCUUUGCCACCGAUUGGGAAUAUACAGCAAGUCACUGUGGGCCAGUAA
Molecule: messenger RNA, 813 nt
Organism: Brienomyrus brachyistius
Lineage: Eukaryota; Metazoa; Chordata; Actinopteri; Osteoglossiformes; Mormyridae
Product: homeobox protein CDX-1-like
Exons: 3
Coding region: 1-813 (270 amino acids)
Biological process (GO): embryo development; cell differentiation; animal organ morphogenesis
Cellular component (GO): nucleus
Molecular function (GO): RNA polymerase II transcription regulatory region sequence-specific DNA binding; DNA-binding transcription factor activity, RNA polymerase II-specific
Source: RefSeq, a predicted model, not a curated record